Linnemannia hyalina is the source of this 1782-nucleotide messenger RNA. The record is from the annotation of a GenBank genome assembly. NCBI's taxonomy places the organism in Eukaryota, Fungi, Mortierellomycota, Mortierellomycetes, Mortierellales, Mortierellaceae.
AUGACAUUCGUAGUGCCACAACUGCCAGUCAAGGCAACUACCACUGCCGCACAGAGUACAGGAGACAGUCAGGAAACACAUGAGCAUACGUCAGAAUCCACAGGUUCACCAUCAACACCAGCAACAUCACAAGAGCAGGAGAAGAAGGGUGACGAAGGCGUGUUUGCUAUGCCCGCGGCACCUAUCAAACGCGCCUCUUCCGAGUCCGGGUCUAUGCCACCUCCACCUCCACCAUUGUUUCCCAAGGACCAAUCUAAAGAAUCUUCAAAGCCUAGCAGCGCAGACGCCGACGGAUCAGCUCCUCCACCACCACAACAGCAACAGCAACAACAGCAACAACCAAGCAAACCCACAGGAGGACCCUCAGGACCACCACCAAACGCACCACCACUGAAAUACCAAAAGCCCGCCUGGAGCGGAUACCCAAAUCAACAAUUCUUUUUCGAAGUCAUUAAGAACGGUGUCCUGGUCGACAAGAUCCAAGCGCCCCUCAAGGAAUUCCUGACCAUCGGGCGGUUACCCAUGUGUGACAUCGAGAUGGAGCACCCUUCACUGUCGAGGUACCAUGCAGUGAUCCAGUUCAAGUCCUCUGGUGAAACAUUCCUCUACGACCUCAACUCUUCCCACGGGACAAAGCUCAACAAGUCCAACAUCCCGCCCCAGAUGCACGUUAAAAUCAAGCCGGGAGAUCAGCUGCGGUUCGGGGAGAGUACAAGGAUUUAUUUGUUCCAAACGGAGGAGGCUGUUGAUCAGGAAGAGGAGGAGAAGGAAGUCGUGAGGAAGAUGAUUGAAAAACAGAAUCGGGAGAGGCCUGCGAGGUCGAAGGAGGAGGAAGAGGAGGAGGAGUUCAACUCUUGGGGUAUGGCACCAGACGCAGUGGACGAAGAUGACAUGGAAGACGCUGCUAUGAUGGACGGCUCAGGACCUAGGCGUCAAGUAGAUCCCGACGCAUCCUACAGAAAGGACCCCAAAAAGGCCCUCAGGCACUACCUUGAAUCCAAGGGUUACAGUUGCGAAUUCGAGGUUGAAGAAUCAGGACCUGGCCACGCUCGUGAAUAUACUGCUCGGAUCCGGUUACCCAUCGAGACGAGUAUGGGACCUGUUUAUGGAGAGGCUACCACGGGGAAGAGGAAGGAUGCGGAACGCGAGGCGGCGUUGGAUGCGUGCAUUCAGUUGGAUUCUAGGGGAAUGUUGAGUAAUAAUAGUAAGGGUUCUAGUGAAGGAUCCUACUCAAGGGCGCAGAAGGUUGAAAACUCGGACGAUGACGAUGACGACUUUUAUGACAGAACUGCAAAAAAGAAGAAGACAACCACCAAGAAAUCUGAUCAAACAGCAGACACACACGACUCUCUCAUCCAAAAACAAACCGCCCUCCUCUCCCAAAUCUCCGCCCUCGAAACCCAGAUCCAGAACUUUGACGCUACAGUCGCAGCUCGCAAACAACUCGAAGAGUCCGGAGACCUUGACGCCUACAUGGCUUCUCUCGAGAAGGACAAAUCUACAGGGAAGGAGUCAAAGGGAAAGCUGGUGCAGAUGUUGGCGGGGAUGCGGAAGGAGGAGAAGCGGUUGGUGAUGCUGAUUGAGUAUACCAAGCCAGUUGAUAUUUUGGCCAAGAUCGGACAUGGCCCUGGCACUGCAAGCGCGACGAAAACUCAACAAGAACAGCAACAACCAGCAGCAGCAGCAACUGCGAAGCGGCACAGUGAAGCAGACAGCACUCCAACAACGACAGAAGUCAAAAAGCCUCGUGUUCUCGGACCAUCCCUCCCUCCUCCUUCAUAA